Molecule: messenger RNA, 6405 nt
Organism: Heterostelium album PN500
Lineage: Eukaryota; Evosea; Eumycetozoa; Acytosteliales; Acytosteliaceae
Gene: gbpC
Product: RasGEF domain-containing protein
Exons: 6
Coding region: 1-6405 (2134 amino acids)
Biological process (GO): small GTPase-mediated signal transduction; protein phosphorylation
Molecular function (GO): guanyl-nucleotide exchange factor activity; protein kinase activity; ATP binding
Source: RefSeq, a predicted model, not a curated record
AUGUCGACCAUCUCUUUCGGUGCUAUCGGUGGUAGUAACCGUGACUCUGGCAGUGGAUAUGUCAUUCGUGACGGUACCGUUUCACACAUCGUUGCCAACAUCAACAGUGGGAAUAUCAGUGGUAGCAACACUCACAACAGUCAUCUUGGAACUAGCAGUAACAGCAACAGCAGUAACAGUAACAGAUCAAGUGGAACACAUUUAGCAUUGAAUAGUCAUGGUCAUGGUCAUAAUAAUAAUUAUAUAAACAAUAAAGAUAAAGAAAAUAAAGAUAAUAAUAGUAAUACUAAUAAUAGUGGCGGAGGCGCCUCCAAUUUAAAUAAUAGUAGUAAUGGUGUUGGUAAUAGUUUAAAUAGUUCAACGAAUUCAACGACUACAACCGUUGAUUUCGAGUUUCAGAUUAGUUUCACACAACUUGUGACUCUACCACCAUCGAUCUACGGUUUGAUCUGGCUGCAGAAGCUGGUCAUCACACAUCACAAUAUAAGGACGUUGUCAGAGGACAUUGGUCUCAAAGAUAUAAUUGCAUUCCUUCGUGAGUUGGAAACUGGUGCAAGACCAUGUUUAAGAUCGAAAUUAGUUGUAGUUGGUGAUGAGAAAGUAGGUAAAUCAUCGGUUAUUCAAUGUAUACGUGGAAAGAAAAAGAAAGGAUCUUCAUCGAGUAAUAUGGAGGGAAUUGAGAUUGAUCAACACGAGUUUGAUGUGGUGUUCGAUGACGAUGCCGAUCGCAAACGUAAAACUAUCACUGUGUCGACAUGGGAUAUCGUUAACCAAGAUGUCUAUUUCACUACCAAUCAGUUGUUUGCAUCGGAUCGUUCGGUACACCGUUCAGGUGCAACGAGCAACCGAGUUCCUUCACAACAUCGGAUCGAUCAUCUAUUUCAACGAUCCCAAUUCCACGGUCGGCAAGAUGGUGAUUCUCGACCACCAGUGGAUCAUCAACUUUUGAAAUCCGAAGAGUCAGAGACCAGGCAUCUCAUUCCAACGCUGCUCCCAAGAGAUGGUAAUCUCGUAUCGCAAUGGGAAGACUUUGAUUGUCCCGACAAGAUCCGUUUGAAUCGACAGUAUCACCUUCCCUAUAUCCCCGAGAAGUUCUUUGGUAAACUCAUCUUGCGUCUACUUCACUUUGUAAAGGUAGAAUCGUGUCUCAAGAACGUGGUUGUCGUUCGUAAUCAACAGGGACACGAUGCACUCAUUGAACUCAAGACAUUGAAAGGAACCAAGUCCAAAGUUCUGGUUGUCAAUGUUCGUGGACUUCCAAAGCCAGUCGGUCUACUUCGUAUCCUAACAGAUACAAUUGAAUCUUUAUUUUCACAAUGGUAUAAAUUAGAUAUCAAAAGAUAUGUAAGUUGUUUUGAAUGUUCAUUUUUAUAUGAUGAAAAUCCUACAUUGUUCCCAAUUGAAGAUUGUGAGGAAGCAGUUAUGGAUGGAAAGACCCUAUUGAAUUGUUUUAGAAACCAUGACAAACACGACGAAAAGUCUACUCAUAGAUUGCCAUUGGAUGUGUUGGUACCGGAUAUUGCAAUGGUCGACAUUCCAAGACCUAGAUUCGAUUUGAAGGAUAUAAAGUUGAUAAAGGAAGUUGGUCAAGGUGCAUUCGGUAUCGUCUACGAGGCAGAAUGGAACGGUGAGAUUGUCGCACUGAAAAAGCUGAUUCCACCGACCGGUGCAAUCGGAGUGGACAACCUUUCGACGGACGACGAGAAGAAAGAGGAUCGUUUGCGUGUAUUCCGUGAGUUCCGUCACGAAGUCUACUCGAUGAGUCGUCUCAACCAUCCGAAUGCCAUGAAAAUCAGUGGAUUCUGUUUGCAACCGUUGUGCAUGGCUUUGGAGUUUGUUAAAUAUGGCAGUCUCUACAAUCUACUGGCCAACAAUCUCAUUGAAAUCGGCUGGGGAUUGCGUCUGCAGAUUGCCACCGAGAUUGCCAAGGGUAUGCAACACAUGCAUUCACUGAAUCCACCGAUGAUUCACCGUGAUUUGAAAUCACCGAAUAUCUUGAUGCACGGUGUAGUCGAAGGUGUCAAUCCGGUGUCGACCAUCAUUGACUAUGGAACUUCCACCGAGCUGUAUGGUGGCGCUGCACUGGCGCGUUGCGUCGACCAACCACUCUGGCUCGCACCCGAAGUCAUGGCUUCGAUGGCAUAUUCCGAACCAUCCGAUGUCUACGCAUUCGGUAUCAUCCUCUGGGAGCUCUACACUCGUUCACAUCCAUUCGACGAAUAUUCAUUCGGCCAGUGGAUGUCGAAGCUCGAAGACGAAAUCAUUCGUGGACUCCGACCGAAUAUCCCUGCUUCCUGUCCACCGGAAUACGUAGAGUUGAUUCAAUCGUGUUGGACUCACGAACCAAAUUCACGUCCAACUUUUACCUCUAUUGUAGAAUCACUUGCCAACUUGAAGAAGAAGCUAGUUCCAAUCCAAUCGACUCUACCUCCACACAUCCGUAACCAAGCGAGAAAGUCGAGAUCCGCUUCGUUCUCAGAGUGGAGUUCUACCAGUAUUGCAAGUGGGCUGGGUGCUAGUAUCAAUAGUACCAACUCUUCGCUCAACCAAUCGCGUGAGCAGUUGUCCGCCAGCAUCACAACACAGGCGACCUUCAACCACACAACCAGUUCCAGCUCCAUUUCAUCCGGUGGCGAUUCCGACGAUGUUUUGACGUUGGAUGACUUGAUUUCUCUCGAGAUCUUCACAGAGGAAGAGAUUGAACAACCUUAUCCGUUUGUAGACGACGACCAGCGUGGUAUUCUCUUUGGUUACGACGAGGAACAGACUUCAUCAGUGUCAAUUGUUAUUGCUGCAACUCUAGCGAAAAUGAUUGAAAUGAUGACAAGAAACGACGGUGGAUCAAUGUCUUCAAAUCCAGCCAUUCAAAUGGGUGGAGCUCUCAGUGGAAGUAGCGGUGGAGGAUCCGGUGGUACCAACACUGCCGCCUCUGGUCGCAAGCGUAGUGACACCGCCGGCAAGAGUGGACUCCCCGUUCCACAGUGGCGUAACUCAUUGCCUUUGUCACCGAAUGGCAACGUUACAACACUGGACGAGUCAUUCAUUGAGGAUUUCAUUCAUUUGUAUCGUUCAUUCACCACUCCACAGGCUGUCCUAAAGAUGUUGGUCAAACGUUUCUUUGGUCCACGUCCUGACAAGUCCGACUCGCUCACCAUGCGUAAAUUCGAACAGCGAAGAGCACAGAUCAGAGUUGGAGUAUCGAAUUUCAUGAAACGUUGGUGUGCCGAUAUCACAGAGUUUGAAUACCACCAGGACGACGCUUGGCUCUACCACAAGGUAGAUGAAUUCGUACAUCUUUGCUAUGGAAACGAUCAAGCUAUUGUUAAUUCAAUCGGAACGAUUCUCGAUAACUACGAUCCCGAGAUAAAGAAGGCAAAAGAAGAAGAGAAGUUAGAGCUGUCCAUUGGUUCCAAGUUGCUGCACCGAACCUCAACCGACGUUGGAAGAAGUGGUAGUUUCUCGCUUAGUUCGGCCGCUUCGCUCCAAUUGAAUAUCUCUAAAUCGUUUAUCAAUCUGGCAAUUGCUAUUAAGGACCCAUUGUAUGGUGUACCUUUACGUGAGAGAAAAUUCAAAAACAAGGUGGUUACUCGUUGUUUCUCUGGUUCCGAUGCCGUCGACUGGAUUUGUCGUAUGACAUCAUCGAGUCGUGACGACGCCAAUACUCUGGCGAUCGACUUGUUCACUCGUCACUUUUUCUUUAUUCUCGGUGAAGAUGGCAGUCCAAUUAUCUCAAAGGGUGGCAACCGUAAUGAGUUUUACGAUAGUCAAUUUUACACUUUCCACGACGACGAUCCCGAGCUUCUCGCUCAUCAAUACACCUUCUUGGAACUGGAUUAUCUUCACCAGAUUCAUCCACGUGAACUUCUUGGUUAUUCCGUUGGUUUGGCCGCAAGUGACGAUGUCCAAACCGACAAGGCAGCAGCUAAACACUUGAAUUUCCCUAAUAUCUGUAACUACUUCCAGUGGUUCCAAAAGAUGUCGUUGUUGGCUGCAAGUGAAAUUGUCAAGCAGCGUGAUAUCAGAUCUCGUUCCGAGAUGAUCGAACGAUAUAUCAAGAUUGCAUUGGAGUAUCUCUCAUUGUGGAAUUUCAAUGGUGUAAUGCAGGUGUUAUGUGCGCUCCACUCUGACCCAAUCACUCGUCUCACAGCAUCGUGGGCACGUAUCUCGCAAAAGUACAUCGAUGCAUUCCACGAGAUAAGUCGUCUGAUGCUUCCAGAAUCCAAUUACCUCCCUCUGAGAACUGUUAUCUCUUCCUUGCCAGGAUCGAUCACUCAAACCUAUCAGGCACUCACACCCUAUAUGACUCAUGUCAUUUGUCCAACCAUCCCAUUCCUUGGUGCACUUGUUGCCGACCUCUCACAAACCAGUACUGAAAAUCCAACGUUCAUAUCGUCUGGCGGUGAGAAGAUGACCAACAUCCUAAGAGUGAAACGAUUAUCCAAGAAAAUGAAGAUGUUCAAGGAGUACAAGGAAAUGCCAAGUGUGUAUCGUCCUCCUUUGUUAUCGACACCCUAUGUCUGGUACGGUGGAUACAUGAACGAAGUAAAGGCAUUCGAUUACAAUCAGAUUGAUCGUCUCUCAGAGUUUGAACGACGUCUGGAAAUCGAAGCGGAAAAGAAUGGAACACUCGGAGAUGACAAGGAGAAAGAGGGUGAACAAUCCAUGGGUAACUCUGACUCGCUUGGCUAUGGAAACGAGGAGCUGACCGAGCGUGAUUGGUCUGUAUUGCUUACCAAUGCCACUGUCAUUACCUACCAUCGUGGUGAUGUAGUCAUCGAAGAGAACACCAUCAAUUCCUAUCUCUACCGUAUAAAGUCCGGUACUCUCGGUGUCGAGAAGCGAAACAAAGAUGGCAAAUCUGUCAAGGUCGCUUCGAUGGGCGCACCAAAGAUGUUUGGUGAGAUGUCAUUCCUUGGAAACAAAACAACUGCUCGUGUAGUGGUAGACGAUCAAGCCGAUCUCUAUGUCAUGGACAUUCCAUUCUUGAACAGUCUAUUCGUUUCGCAUCCAAGACUUGGUGCUAAAUUCUACAAGAUUAUGGCUAACCAAUUGGCUGUGCGUCUAAAGAAUCUACCCACCAUGAAACCACCUCAACAAUCGCCAGCUUCAUCGCCAUUGUCAUCUCCACACCUCGGUUCACCCAGUUCCUCCACCUCGACAGCAUCGCCACCAACCAGUCCACCAAGACCAAUUGUUCCGCCCAUCAUUAUCCCAACACCAUCUCUCACACUCUCUGGUAGCACUGGUAGCACUGGCAGCAACGGUAACAGCAGCAGCAGCAGCAACAACGAUAACAACAACAACAUCGUUAAACCAAACAACAAUGCUACUCAACCAUUGGUUAAUAUCAACACACCUCCAGCUUCUCCACGUACACCAAAUCAAUAUCUUGCCAAUCUUCAUCCAGCUCUUAGCAAGCGUACUUCCACAUCGGCCAACUUCUCACCAAGAGAAAGAGCUGAUACCUCUUUACUUAGUGCAAGCAACAGUGGUAACAAUAAUAUUCGAAGCAACAGUAUCAGUCGUACACAAACCUCUGCUCAGCUUGGUGAGCCAAUCAUGAAGAAGAACGACCAGGAAUUCUGUCAGAGAUUCUCAUUGUACGAUGAAAUCGUUAUCAAGGACUAUGCUUGCUCUCUGACUCGUUCCGGUCGUUGCUACAUCUCCCAAGGACACGUUUGUUUCUACUCCAAGUUCUUUGGAUACAAGACCAAGAAGGUCAUUCCAUUCAAGCAGAUCACAGGUGUGCUCUGUGCCAACAACACCCAAAUCGAAUUGUCUCGUCUGAAAAACAUGACCACUCCUACCAACUACCGAUUUACCUUCCAGAACAACAAGGACCGUCAAGAUGCCUAUGGUAUCAUUAACAGUUUGCACGAAUCAUCGAAGCAAUCAAACACAUCCGAUGACCUGAAACAAAAGAUGCAACAGGAACGUAAGAAACAGAAUAUGACACUCAAGACCAAGCAUCAUUCAAAGGAUCAGCUUACCAAAGAAGAUUGGGAGUUGAUCGGUCGUGAAGGUUCGAGAUGUCACACCUUCAAAAAAGAUGAACCAAUCGUGAAACAAGGUGAACGUAUUCAAAAGAUCUUCCAAAUCGGCAAGGGUGUCUGUCGUAUCGAGAAACUGGUACCUAGCACAAACGAUCCUAACCGUUUCCAUUCAGUCGUACUUGGUACAAUGAAACAAGACGAAACCUUUGGAGAAAUUACCUAUCUUCUUAGUGGAGAAGUAACUGCCAAUGUCAUUGCAGACUCACAAGAAGUCGAGGUCUAUGCUAUCGAAGGUCAAUUUGUAAAUAUCCUCUUUGAUCUCAACCCAUCUUUGGCAACCAAAUGGUUCAAAUACCUGGCCACAGCACUCAACAAAACUCUUAUUGAGAGAGAAGCUCAAUUGUACAACUGA